CCCCCACUUCAUGCCUCGCGAGCCCAUUGAGAUGCCGUGGGAAGUGCCGACAGAAGAGCAGUCGUCCGAUUGCGACACCAUAGAGGUGGAUUCAGACACCUCAAGCGAGCUGCUUUUCACCGACCUGCUUUUCCCACGCAGGCGUUCCGGAAUCCGCGGCAUCACCAUUCUCCUGUACUCGCAGCAAAACCACUUCGACCGCUACCCCCAGCCGCCGCUGCGCUCGGAGCUCGCCCAGAGCCAGUACUACGAGGCUACGGAGGAGCACUGGAUCUGCGAGCUGUGGCAGACCCCGGUGAUCAGCUUCGUCCCGGCCGUCUACGCGGAGGCGGUGAUCGACAACCUGGCCCAGGACCUGGCGACGCGUGGCGAGCCGCAGCGGUACUGGAUCGAGGAGCUGAUGCACAUCAGUGUCUUCUGGUACGGCGGAGGCAAGAACCGUCCCCAACGCCCGCCCACACCCCACGGCGGCAAUAUCUGGUCGUCGACGGGUCUAGACGAUCCCUACUCCCUCAUCCUGUAUUGGUGCAAUCAAGCCGCGCGAGAGGAUCGGUCGGGGCUCACCCCCGCGGUGAAGACGCAGCUGGCCCGCGUGCAUGCCACGCUGGACGCGCUGGAGGCUUACCCCCACCGCAGAAGUGUGGGUAUUGACCCCUGCAUGGAGUAUACCUUCACGGGCGACGGUCCGCUCCCGGACUGGUUGCAUUCGACCUAUGCUAGUCUUGCGCCGGAGGGUCCAGGUGGCAUGGUGUGACUCCCCGUGCCCGGAUGGCGAUUGUGCUUGC
Messenger RNA from Aspergillus saccharolyticus JOP 1030-1, 785 nucleotides. RefSeq lists its product as uncharacterized. The record is from RefSeq and is a predicted model, not a curated record. NCBI's taxonomy places the organism in Eukaryota, Fungi, Ascomycota, Eurotiomycetes, Eurotiales, Aspergillaceae. The transcript has a single exon. Bases 11 to 754 code for a protein of 247 amino acids.